AACUUUAUUGGUUAGAAAACGUCGCUCAAGAGUGAUGCUGAGGAUGGGCGGAGUCUACGAGGUAAUGGCGUCGCAAAGGCCUAUUCCUCUUCAGUUAUCGAAACCGCAGUGUUCGCGGGCCAAGUCCGCUUCAGCCUCAAUUAGGAUUAUAUUCUGACAGUUCGGAUAAUUUCGCGGCUCUGACAGCUGAAGUACAACUUCUUUCUCCCUUCGGCCUUGAUUCUUCUGAGUUAGGCCUUACGGCCUCGGCCUCAGAGAGCCGACGGUGCCUGAAAUAAGACUGACUGGUUACACUAUUUUGUGUGAUGGUGGCAUAUUGAGGAAAGAGCUCCACCAUCGCUUUAAUAUCGUACCUGUGUUUUUUGGAUAAUUUGGACAUGCAAUGGUGUUCUCUGUAGCUGGUGUGUGAUCAUCUGGGAUUUCUUCUAGUUGGCAAUCCUACUUGUGUGAAGCAACCUCACUGAAGCUGCACAGGAUGGCCUCUGUGCCGGUGUACUGUUUGUGCCGCCUACCAUAUGAUGUGACUCGAUUUAUGAUUGAAUGUGAUGUCUGCCAAGACUGGUUCCAUGGAAGCUGUGUUGGAGUGGAGGAGGAAAAAGCAUCUGAAAUUGACCUAUAUCAUUGUCCAAACUGUCAGAUAACUCAUGGGCCAUCUGUUAUGAAACGUCGACGUGGGAAUUUGAAGCAGGAUCCACACUUGAGUAAAGACUUAGGGAAGCCAGUACAGACAGGAAGUGCAAGCUUUAUUAAGGAGCUAAAGAGUAGAAAUUUUCCAAGUGCAGAGGAAAUCAUUCUAAAGCCCCAGGGUGCCCAGCUGACGGUGGAAUACUUGGAGGAGAACAGUUUCAGUGUCCCUAUCCUAGUACUGAAGAAAGAUGGGUUAGGAAUGACGCUUCCUGCCCCUACCUUUACUGUCAGUGAUGUGGAGUACUAUGUGGGUCCAGAGAAAGAAAUUGAUGUGAUUGAUGUGACGAGACAAGCUGAUCUAAAAAUGAAACUGAAAGAUUUUGUGAAAUAUUAUAACAGCCCCAAAAGGGAAAAAGUGCUUAACGUGAUAAGCCUGGAGUUUUCCGAGACUAGACUCACUAAUCUAGUGGAAACUCCAAAGAUUGUACGAAAGUUAUCCUGGGUUGAAAACCUGUGGCCAGAGCAGAGUGUUUUUGAGAGGCCUAAUGUCCAGAAAUACUGCCUCAUGGGUGUAAAGGACAGUUACACUGAUUUCCACAUUGAUUUUGGGGGCACGUCGGUCUGGUAUCAUGUCCUUAAAGGAGAAAAAAUCUUUUACCUUAUCCAACCCACCAAAACCAACCUGGCCCUUUUUGAGUGCUGGAGCAGUUCCUCCAACCAGAAUGAAAUGUUCUUUGGAGAUCAAGUGGAUAAAUGCUAUAGAUGCCCAGUCAAACAGGGACAGACCCUUUUUAUCCCCACAGGGUGGAUACAUUCAGUGUUGACUCCAGUUGACUGCUUAGCCUUUGGAGGGAAUUUUCUACACAGCUUAAACAUUGCUAUUCAGCUCAGAGCAUAUGAGAUUGAGAAGAGGUUAAGCACUGCUGACCUCUUUAAAUUCCCAAACUUCGAAACCAUCUGUUGGUACGUGGGGAAGCAUUUACUAGACACCUUCCGUGGUUUGCGAGAGAACAGAAGACAGCCAGCAUCAUACUUAUUGCAUGGAGCGAAGGCACUCAACACAGCAUUUAGAGGCUGGACCAAGAAAGAGGCAUUGAUGGAUCACGAAGAGGAAAUUCCCGAGACCAUUAUUACUUCCCAGCUUAUUAAAGACCUAGACCGGGAGAUCCGGCUUAUGGAGGAUAUCUUUCACCAAAACAUCGAGAAGACUGGAAACCUCAUGGGUCUGACUAGAAGCCCUUUAACUGGCACUCCAUCCUCAUCUAAAGCAGCACUUCCAGUCAAGGGCACUAAUAAGAAGGGUGUUAGAGCAAACCAACUGAUAAAGAAAGUAGGACGGAAGGGCAGAGAAACAGAUGCUGACAUGAGUCCAGAACAACCAGGAACUCCUACUGGCCAGCAUCACAAGAAGUUUGGCUCUUCAGGAAAGGAGAUGGAAGAUACAUCCCUUGAUCCUCUUGAAGAAAAGCCAGAUGUCGGCUUGCUGGAUGGAGAUAUGGCAGACAGUAAAUUCAGGCUAAUGAUGGCUAAUGGUACCAACUUAAGUGGUAAGAAGGAGCGCGUAGGAGCUGGAGGUAGGCGCCAAGCAGCUGCAAAUAGACACAUCAAAAAGGAACAGUUACAGGCAGAUCUGUCCUCUGGGGAUCCUUUCCUUCUAGAUUCCGAAGAUGAUUUGCAAAUUGAUGAAACUCCUCGCAAAGAAAAAAAAGUAGCUCUGGCAAAGAGAAAGUUACCUAAGUUUCCACGAAAACUACCAAGAGCAAAGCCAUGUUCAGAUCCCAACAAAGUGCGUGAGCCUGGGGAGCUGGAAUUUGAUGUAGAGGAAGACUACACCACGGAUGAGGAAAUGGCUGAAGGUGAUGGUGAUCAACUAGGUGCCAGCAGUGGGGGCAUAUUAGACCUAUUAAAAGCCAGUCGGCAGGUUGGAGGUCCUGAAUAUUCUGAAAUUGAUGAAGCCCCUGCCUCUCCCAGCACACAGGAGGCAAUCCAGGGUAUGCUGUGCAUGGCCAAUCUUCAGGCCUCCUCAUCUUGUACACCUUCCAGCCUUCAAGCUUGGUGGGCAGCUGGGCAGGAAAGUGGUGCAGUGGCUGGAGCAUUGCAGGGAAGUGGUAAGGCUGCUGGGAAUAAGAGCUGUGGUAAUGGGACCAGCACUGGAAGCAGCAAAGUUCUCUUAAGGCCUGGAAAGAGGCCUGUAAAACGACCAGCACACCGCAGCAUGGACAGUGAAGAUGAGGAUAGCACUGAUGAGCAGGAGACACUGGGGGCAUGCUUUAAGGAUUCUGAAUACAUUUACCCUUCACUGGAGUCCGAUGAUGAUGAUCCCGCUUUGAAAUCACGUCCUAAGAAAAAGAAGCAGACAGACGAUGCUCCAUGGAACCCUAAAGCACGUGUCACUCCAACAUUACCCAAGCAGGCUCGGCCAGUGCGGGAGGGAACGCGUGUAGCGUCUGUUGAGACAGGGCUUGCUGUGGCUGCUGCAAGACUUUCGCAGCAGGAACAGCAGAAAUCGCUGAAGAAGAAGGUAGCCAGCAAAAAGAAACCAGUCAGUGAACCGGAGCCCCUGCUUUUACCAUCAGAACCUGAACCCCCGCCAUUGGAGCCUCAGACAGAGGUCUUCUCUGGAAGUCUUGUUGACCAUGAAUAUACUGCUGGCCCCAAUAUAUUUGGCAUGGCUCAAGUGAACCGUGGAACUACACCAAUGGCACCAGGAGUCUUUCUGUCCCAGCGGCGGCUUUCCGCAUCUUCACCAGGAAGUCCAGCAACGCAAGUUCCAGGAAAACGGCCUAAAAAGGGCUUGGCUACAGCAAAACAACGCCUGGGCAAGAUCCUCAAGAUCCACCGGAAUGGAAAGCUGCUUUUGCUGUGAUCUGCAGUCUCUCAGACUAUAAAAAAAAAAGUGACAGUGAAGAGAGAUGACCCAGAAAAGGUCAAGCUAUGGAUCUUGAACUUAUUUUUUUAUAUAUCCACUUUUCAAACCAAACAGCUCAUCUUUUACACACAAAGGACAAGAAAAAAACUGGACAAGAUUAAAAAAUGUGCUUAAGCAAACAGCACAGAUAUGACCAUAAUAUGGUAACUGACAAAUCUGUUCAUUCACUGGCUUUAACCUCCUUACCCUUUAAACCAGAAUAGUGUGUGUGUAAUGGGGGGCGGUCUUUAAAGGGAAGCAAAAAAAAAAAAAGUUUAGAGGGGCCUUGCUAACAAGACCAUUGCUAGAAUAGCUGAGAUACAGGACUCGAUCUUUUUCAGCAUUACUUUUAGAACAGGUAAACGUUAAUAGCUCAGAUUUGGCAAACUCAGCAGCUUUACUUCAUUUAGCACCAGAGAUGCCAUCUUCAUUUCAUACCUAAAUGCCAAUGGGCUGUGUUCCUCCUUUUCUUCAAUGAGUUUAUGGUCAUUUUUCUGAAACUCCUGACCAGCCCCUAGUUUAAUUUAUGGAGCCAUAAAAUAUAUGAAUUAUACCAAUGGCACCAGCUCAUGGCAUUUGGUAUCUUUUUAGGUCCCUGCCAUUUAUUUAAACCAGUGCUUAAGUGUAACACUUAUAGCGCAACAAUGGGAACGAAUUGGUAGCUUCUUUCCAUAAAUAAGUAGUAGGCAUCAAGCCUGAAGUUUGAGUCUUUUAACUUAGGCAUCCAAGAGGAAACUUUUACACAAACGAGGAGCAAAUGCCGAAAUCUAGUCGUUUUUGGCCACCCAUCCUGGAUGAAAUUGGAUCUGAACCUUUCCUUUGCCUUCCUUAAAAAUUAUGGGACUCUCCUUGGUUGCCAUGUAUCUGUCAACAGCUUUGGGGGUAAAGGCAAAAACUGGAUGUAAGAGCUUUUCAGAGCAACAGAACUGAUAUAUUUUUUAAGCUAAAAUUCUUUGGGUUUCCUUCAAAUUGGAUUUUAUUCCCCUGUAUCUGAUCUACUCUUGAUGGAUUUAAAUUGACUGAGAAAUAAGAGGCACAACAUCUUUCCUUAAGUUGAUUCCUCACAGUGCUUAUCUGGAAGGGAAAUUAACAGAAGCAAAACAAAACCCUUUUUACACUGUAGGAACAAGCGUUCAGCAUCAGGGCAUGGAGGUUUUGGCCAAAGUAUUGUUAUUUUGUGUCAGCUAUUUUGAUCUUUGGCUAACAAGUCAGAAACUUGUACUUUAUUAUGGUACAAUAUUUCUUUUUAUUUUAGUUGAUUAGUCCAUGGGCAUCUUUACUAAAGCUUUUAGAUGUUUAAUAAUAUAUGCCAUGAUGGGAUUCAGAGAACACAUAAUUGCUUGCUGGACCAGGCCACUCUGGUGUUUUAAGGUCCUAUUUUUGGCCCUUACCCCCUUUUUUUAUAUUUAGGGUAAACUCUAUCCAGUAUUUUCUUCCCAAACUAAUAGCACUUGCACAGGGAGGGCAUUUCCAAGACUCUCCCACCAUUUCUGCAUACACACCCUUUAAUUUAAGUAUACAUAUACUGCCCGCAGUGAAAGCUAGUGCCCACAGGCUUCCUUUGGGUAUAACUGGCUUAGCACAUUAUAUCAGCUGGUGGGAAGACUAUCAAAUCCUGGGUUUUUAUAUAUAAAUAUAUAUAUAUAUAUAAUGUAAAUGACUGUUUCAACUGUAAAUAUAUUUGGAAGCAAAUUUUUUUGCCCCUCAAUUGUUUUCCCCACUCAAAUGUGAUGCUUUUAAAUGUUCCUCCGGCCUGUUGUUGGGUCUCUAUGCCAGCAAAUUGAGAUACUGCUUCUUUAAAAGUAGCUCUGCUGGAACAGCAGUUUAGAUCUGUCUUUAUUUUAUGGGAAAUACUUUGUAAUUAAAUCUCUCUCUCGCUUUAUCCUGCCCUAUCUGUUCUACUGUAAACUUAAUGACAAGUAGCUCAGAGUGACUAUACCUUUAGGACAGUGAUGGGCAACCAGAGGCCAUUGAGAAGUGGCUGAACCACAGCUCCCAGAGGCUGCCAUGGGAUACUGGGAGAUGUACAUAGGUCACAUUAGAGCCUACAGUUGCUUAUAUCUGCAGUAUAAGCAAAAGGAACACGCAAUAAAGAAGGAAGGAAGGAAGAAAAAACACCAGCCAAGGGAAGGAGGUUUCUAUUGAUUUGUACAUUUUUUUUUUUUUUUUUUUUUUUUAAAUAGAAAAAAAAAUUAAGUUGAAAAAAAAAAGACUUUUAAGAAGCAUCUUUGCAGAUCUGAGGAUUUAUUUUUCUGUGUUUGCACAUCUGCUGGUUUUUACCGGGCAGCUGGUAAAGUUGCUUCACUCCUAGUUUCAGUCUUCUAAUGUAAUUUAUAUUUUUUUAGACUUGUCAUGUUUCCCCUUUUAGUAGUUAAAAAGGAAAUACAGCUGCCUCCAUGUGCUUUAAAUA
Molecule: messenger RNA, 5945 nt
Organism: Xenopus tropicalis (tropical clawed frog)
Lineage: Eukaryota; Metazoa; Chordata; Amphibia; Anura; Pipidae
Gene: phf8
Product: PHD finger protein 8
Exons: 22
Coding region: 476-3493 (1005 amino acids)
Cellular component (GO): nucleus
Molecular function (GO): metal ion binding
Source: RefSeq, a predicted model, not a curated record